Cokeromyces recurvatus is the source of this 387-nucleotide messenger RNA. RefSeq lists its product as uncharacterized. The record is from RefSeq and is a predicted model, not a curated record. The annotation marks the transcript as partial. NCBI's taxonomy places the organism in Eukaryota, Fungi, Mucoromycota, Mucoromycetes, Mucorales, Mucoraceae. The transcript has a single exon.
UACGACUUUCUUUAUUUUUAUUGUCAAAAAGGAAAUUCUCGCAACAAAAUUCGAAGAUGUCUUCAUGUACUUGGAAUUGAUACCUCUGAUGUGCUCGAUAUCAUUUUCCCCUUCCAUAAUAUUGUUGGAAUCCUUGUCCAUAAAGAUGAUCGUACAAAAAUUUGUAAAAUUCUAGCAAAACAAGCCAAUAUUAAACCUAUUAAAAACUUUAACCCCAUGGACCCAGCCUAUUUAGGAACAAAUAAGGAUCCACAUGUAUCAGACGAGGAGCAAGUUGCUAAAUUAUUUAAAAAACAUAAAAAACGUUGCAUUCAUACUCUGAAUUUCGUCCCGAAAGCGUAUUUUUCUCCUAUCCUAGUUGCUUUUAUGAGUAAAGGCUGGCUUACU